Molecule: messenger RNA, 765 nt
Organism: Xenopus tropicalis (tropical clawed frog)
Lineage: Eukaryota; Metazoa; Chordata; Amphibia; Anura; Pipidae
Gene: h2ax.2
Product: H2A.X variant histone, gene 2
Exons: 1
Coding region: 24-455 (143 amino acids)
Cellular component (GO): nucleus; nucleosome; chromosome
Molecular function (GO): DNA binding; protein heterodimerization activity; structural constituent of chromatin
Source: RefSeq, marked provisional
CGAAGCUUUGAGAUUCUUGCAGAAUGUCUGGAAGAGGAAAGACUGGCGGCAAAACCAGAGCUAAGGCCAAGACUCGCUCAUCCAGGGCUGGUUUGCAGUUUCCUGUCGGUCGUGUCCAUCGUUUAUUACGGAAGGGGAACUACGCUGAGCGCGUCGGUGCCGGGGCACCAGUUUAUUUGGCUGCUGUAUUAGAAUAUCUGACGGCAGAAAUUCUGGAGUUGGCUGGGAACGCGGCCCGGGAUAAUAAAAAGACCCGUAUUAUUCCCCGCCACCUGCAGUUGGCUGUGCGCAACGAUGAAGAGCUCAACAAACUGCUGGGAGGGGUGACCAUUGCGCAGGGAGGUGUUUUGCCCAAUAUCCAAACCGUGUUGCUACCUAAAAAGACUUCCGCGGCUCCUACAGCUACAGGCAAGAGUUCCGGCAAGAAGAGUUCCCAGCAAUCCCAAGAAUAUUAAGUUGUACGCUACUUCUCUGUACUAAAAGGCCCUUCUAAGGGCCACUCACAAGUCUGAUAAAAGCUGUAAUAUGUAACACAAGCUUAGCUUGCAGGGUUUUCAUAAUACAUACUUUUGAGUUGUUACUGUAAGGACCGGUGGUAUGCAGCAUGAGCUGGAUUUGUCCCCACCCAGAGAUGGUUAGUCUAGGCAGAGACUCGUUUAUGGUGAUGGCACAUGGAGUGAUUAGUGAUUUGUGGUUAAUCUGCUAUGGGAAUAUAAUCUAGAAAUGCAUUUUCACCGGCUAUAAAGUGAAUUCUCUGGAAAGGCA